Molecule: messenger RNA, 795 nt
Organism: Ylistrum balloti
Lineage: Eukaryota; Metazoa; Mollusca; Bivalvia; Pectinida; Pectinidae
Exons: 3
Coding region: 1-795 (264 amino acids)
Source: RefSeq, a predicted model, not a curated record
AUGAAAAUAACUGUAAUACAUCCUGAUUCAAAACAAAGACGAAUUCGCUUUAGUGAGAGACAUACAACAAAGGUGUCGACACUGUUUAAAAGACUACCACGAGAUGUGGUUAUAAAACGGCAAGGGCAGACAAUUAACAUCAGCAAGGAGUGCUUGAUCAGAGAGGCUUUUAUUGAUGGUGACAUAAUAGAAGCCGUGUACACACCCGUGCCGGAGACUAGACGACUAUGGAAAUGUAUCAAAAGGUCAAAUGACCAAUGUAUGAUCACACUGGACAAAGAUGAGCAAAGGGCCGAAAUGCCAUGCGGACAUGCAAUCACACCCCAGGCGCUGUUCGAUUACUGCUGGCACAAACUGGACCAAGGAUGUUCUACAAUCACGUGCCCCUACAUUGCAGAUAUCAAGGGAAAUGUGUGUGGAUUCAAGUGGAGUUCUCGUGAUGUCAAACUUUCCGCUGCGAUGUCUAGAAGAGAAAAGAUUUUGUUUCAAACUAGACUCGACAAAAACAGAAUCAAACAGCAGGAACUAGAAUCAACAAAUGAAUAUCCAGAUGCCGUCAUGAUAUCUCUCCUCCAUAACUCACCAAAACUGCAGCGUCACGGUGACGCUUUAAUGCGCCGGGCCUGUCCUAAGUGCUGGAGUAUUAUUGAACAUGUGUCCGGGUGUCUCUGUAUGACUUGUCAGUACCCAUCUUGUAACUUCCGGUUUUGUUUUAGAUGUCUAGAUGAAUAUGUCCUUGGAAUAGAUCACAGUAAAUGCCACCGAGCACCUUUACAAUUCUCAUGCGAUAAGUAG